CCUUGCCCGGGUUUUCCGGAAUUUGGGGAGAGUUGCAGGGGAACAAGAUGGCAUUUUUGAGUCAGCACUUGCGCGAGCUGCAGGGACCUUUGCUCCCACCCAAGGACUUGGUGGAGGAGGACGAUGACUGUCUGAAGGAGGACGUGGAGGAGGAUGAAGACCUGGAGUUUGUCGAUGCCGAGGAGCUCUGCAGUGGGGGCGUAAAGGCGGGCACCCUCCCGGGGCGCCUUCGCGUUGUAAUUUCUGAUGAAAACACUCAAGAGCAAUGUGACGUGUUUGGACGUUUUCCAGUAACGGGUCCUUGGUGGCGAGUGAAGGUGCAAGUGAAACCUAUGGGAUCAAGGAGCUAUCAAGUUCAAGGAUUUCCAUCUUACUUUUUACAGUCUGAUAUGUCACCACCAAAUCAAAAACACAUCUGUUCCCUGUUUCUUAAAGACUGUAAUUUCCCCAGUGAUUAUAUAAAUAAAUUUUUAGCAUGGGUAAAUGCUGUAUCAAGCUUUAAAAACCUCAACUUUGAAAAUCUUAGGGAAACAUUAAGAACUUUCCAAAAGGAAACUGGAAGGAAUGGUCAAAAAAAGUCUACACAGAAUGAACAGGAAGAGUCUCUACCAGAAAACGAGAUGUGGCUCCCUGUGGAAAACACAAUUCCAUUUAAAAGUAUAAUGACAGCUUUGCAGUUUCCAAAAGUAAUGGAAUUCCUUCCAGUUCUUCUGCCUCGACACUUUAAACGGCUCUUAAGCUCAGGUUCUAAGGAGGUGUUGGAAGACCUAGAAGAGAUGUUAGGUACACAUCCAUGGAAACUUGGAUUUAGUAAAAUAACCUACACAGAACUGAAGCUUUUGCAAUGUGAGGCGAGUUGGACAUCAUUUUGUCAGUGCAAGUCUCUUCUCCAGCUGAUGAGUGAUUUGGAGAAGAAUGCAUUAAUAAUAUAUUCGAAACUGAGGCACAUAUGUCGAGACCAAGGGCACACGUGCAUUGAAGAGGCUGACUUAACUUCUAAGUUGUCAGACCAUAUGUCCUUCCAAGACGCUUGGCGGUCUCUGAAGUUUUUGAAGGACAUUGGUGUGGUGACAUACGAGAAGGGCUGUGUCUUUCUUUAUGACCUUUACCAGGCUGAGCGAGGCAUUGCCUCUUCAAUAUGUGACCUGAUGACAAGGCCUCCAUGGCAUUUACAUGUCGAUGUCAAGAGGGUGCUUGCGUUAAUUCACACUACAAAACCUGAGAAAUCAGGAAGCGACGAGACAUUGAAUGAAAGUCAACCGGAUGAAACGGGUUUAGAAAAUCCUGUGGAUGUUCUGGACUCACAGGACAGCGGUGACCAUGUUUGCAGUAACGGUAAAAGUGAAGUGAAUGUAGAAACAAGUGAAGGUCAGCUGGAUCAGGAUCAGGUGGCUGCUUUGGAAAUGGUUUGCUCCAACGCCGUGACGGUCAUCAGUGGAAAAGGUGGUUGUGGGAAGACCACCAUUGUUAGCCAUCUUUUUAAGCAUAUGGAGCAGUUGGAAGAAAGAGAGGUAAAAAAAGCUUGUGAGGAUUUUGAACAAGACCAGGAUGUCUCAGAAGAAUGGAUCACCUUUACCGAGCAAAGCCUCCUGAAGGCAGACAAGGCGAUAGAGGUGUUACUGACAGCACCAACGGGGAAAGCGGCUGGCUUAUUGCGAGAGAAGACUGGUUUUAAUGCUUAUACGCUGUGUCAGGUCAAUUACAGCUUUUAUUUAUGGGAGAAAAAAAGCCUGGCCAAGAACCAUCCAUGGAAAUUUUCUUCAGUUAGAGUUCUGGUUGUGGAUGAAGGGAGUUUGGUAUCUGUCAGAAUCUUCAAAUCGGUUUUAAAGUUAUUGUGUGAGCACUCCAAACUUUCUAAGCUUAUUAUCCUUGGUGAUAUUAGACAGUUGCCCAGCAUCGAACCUGGUAACUUGCUGAUAGAUCUUUUUGAGACUCUUAAGUCAAGAAAUUGUGCUAUUGAACUAAAGAAAAACCAUAGAGCAGAAUCUGAGCUAAUUGUCAACAAUGCCACAAGAAUCUCAAGACGCCAAUUUCCAAUAUUUGAUGCAGAGCUGAAUAUCUCUGAUAAUCCAACACUCCCUGCCUCAAUACAAGAUAAAACAUUUAUUUUUAUCAGACUCCCAGAAGAGGAUGCCAGCUCUCAGUUAUCGAAAAAUGAUCCUCACUCUUAUUUAUAUUCUGCAGUUAGAGCCUUACUCAAAGAAAAUGACCUACAAGAUGCGCAAACAUCCCAAUUUAUUGCCUUUAGAAGGCAAGACUGUGACGUCAUCAACGCCUGCUGUUGCAAGCACUACACGGGCCACCUAAUCAAAGACCAUCGGAAUAGACUUCAGUUUGGAGUUGGUGAUAAAAUUUGUUGUACCAGGAAUGCAUAUCUCUCGGAGUUACUCCCUGAAAGUACCUCUCCCAGUCAGGAAAGUAAUGAACGAGAGGCCAGUGGUGAAGACUUUAGUGGUACUCCUCAUGGUUUUGCUAAAAAUAAGCAUGACUUUGAAAGUGAUAUUCGACUCUGCAAUGGAGAAAUAUUUUUUAUAACAAAGGAUGUCACUGAUGUAACUUUUGGAAAGAGAAGAUCUUUGACCAUUAAUAAUGCAGCUGGCUUGGAAAUAACGGUGGACUUUGAAAAACUAAUGAAAUAUUGUCACAUUAAACAUGCAUGGGCAAGAACUAUCCACACUUUUCAGGGGUCUGAGGAGAAGACGGUGGUGUACAUGGUUGGGAAGGCGGGCCGUCAGCACUGGCAGCACGUCUAUACCGCCGUGACCAGGGGCCGCUGCAGAGUGUAUGUCAUCGCGGAAGAGUCUCACCUCCGGAGCGCAAUUAUGAGAAACGGUGUUCUCAGAAGAACUCGCUUAAAACAUUUUUUGCAAAACAAGCUCUCCACGAGCUGUGCGUCUCCAGCAGACUUCGCCUCCCUGUCCAGGAGCUCUGGAGAGAGCAGAGGACUGAGCGCACAGGCCUCAGCAUCCUCAGUCCCUCCAGUCACAACCACCAAUGUGACAGCCGGUGUCCCUGGAAGCAGGGCCUCUGCGGCUGAUGACAGGACAUUCGCCUUUCCUGAAGGACGGAAAUUACCUUCAUCCGAUGAAGUGGAUCCAGAGGAAGAUCCAUCAGAACUUCGUGGGUCCAAAAGAGCCUGUGGCCUGAGUGGUGUGGAAAGUCCAAGCAAAAUCCGGAUGGUGGAAGAAUCUUCCCCACAAGUGUCUUCCAGACUUCAGAAUUUGAGACUAAAUCGUUUAACCCCCAGGCAACUUUUCAUAUCCACAAAUAAUCAAGAAACUUAAUUCUGUUUCCGAUUGCUCAAAGUAAUUACCUCUUUCAUUUUUCCUACUCAACACAAAAUGAACAUCAUAGCUUCAAACUAUCAAGAUAUAAAACAGGAUGUCUGUGACUGGAGUUUUAUUUUAAGAUGUUCAUGUUAGCAUAUAUUUUAAACUCAUUUGAUCGGAGAAAACCAUAAUGAUUUCAACAUCUGUCAUCAGGAGGACUGGUAGCACUGGACAUAAAUGCAGGCAAAAUUUGUUGUUGUUGUUUUUGUUUUUUUAAACUCUGUACUUUAUUUUUUUUUAUUUUUUAUUUUUUAUUUUUUAAAGAUUUUAUUUAUUUAUUUGACAGAGAGAGACAUAGCGAGAGGGAACACAAGCAGGGGGAGUGGGAGAGGGAGAAGCAGGCUCCCCGCAGAGCAGGGAGCCCGAUGUGGGAUUCGAUCCCAGGACCCCGGGACCAUGACCUGAGCUGAAGGCAGUCGCUUAACCAACUGAGCCACCCAGGCGCCCCUAAACUCUGUACUUUAGAAAGUGUUUUAUUUUUACACUAAUGCCUUUAUUGACUUCCAUGAUCACUGUAGGUGCUCUUUGCCAAUGGUUUGAAGCCAUGGUCCGGAGAAACUGUAGUUACGCCUCCUGUAUUAUUGACACACAUUUCAGGAUGUUGGGGCUUCUGCCAGUUGUUCAGCUUGCAACACUGCUGCUCGCUCCGUCACUGCUGGCCGGACCCACUUCACCCGCAACUGUUUUCCUGGAAAUUACCUUCAGAGUUGGGAGUAUACUUUUUUUUUCUUAAUUGGAGAUAUAAUUGACAUAUAACACUAUGUAAGUUGAAGGUGUACUGCGUAUUGAUUUGAUACAUUUAUAUAGUCCCUGUGAUUACUAGGUGAGCUUAAUUGCAUUAGCUAAAACCUCCAUCAUGUCACAUAGUUGUCAUUUCCUUUAGGAAUACGUUGUUUUGAAGAUACUCCACUUGGGAAAAUUAUUUUCUCUCAGAAUGAUUUUUAUUUUAUUUUAUUUUUUUAGAGUUUUAUUUCUUGUUAAAUGGUAAAAGAAAAAGUUGAGAAAAAAAUUUACCUGUUAUUCCAAUAUUUGAAAAAUAGCCUCACUGAGAUAUAAUUUACAUACAAUUCACCCAUUUCAGGUGUACAACUCAGUGGCUUUUAGUAUAUUCACAGAGUUGUGCUGGUACCACCACAACGGGUUUUUGAACAUUUUUAUCACCACCCCCUCCAAGAAACCCUGUACCUCUUGGCUCUGAUCCUCUCAUCCCCUCCAGCCCCAGGCAACUAUGGAUUUAUUUUGUCCCCAUUGAUUUGCCUGUUCCAGACAUUUCAUAUAUAAAUGGAAUCAUACACUGCGAGGUCCUUUGUGACCGACUUCUUUAACUUAGCAGAAU
This is a messenger RNA of Mirounga angustirostris (Northern elephant seal), 4665 nucleotides long. It is a transcript of the gene HELB, whose product is annotated as DNA helicase B. The record is from RefSeq and is a predicted model, not a curated record. Gene Ontology annotation, molecular function: 5'-3' DNA helicase activity; protein binding; single-stranded DNA helicase activity. NCBI's taxonomy places the organism in Eukaryota, Metazoa, Chordata, Mammalia, Carnivora, Phocidae. Gene Ontology annotation, biological process: negative regulation of double-strand break repair via homologous recombination. The coding region runs from base 48 to 3284 and encodes 1078 amino acids. The transcript has 13 exons.